CCCGCACCCCGCACACCUUUCUUCUCCACGCCCUCGCGAGUUAGCGGAAUUGCCACGCGAGCCCUCCAAGUUUCUCCCGCCGCGAUGGAGCCACCCGGUUCAGGUUCAGGUUCAGGAGCAGCAGAACCGGUCGAGGAGGAGCGCAUCCAAGAACCGGCCUCCAACGCCUCCUCCAAUGGCGAUGGGGAUGGCGCCCCGAGCGCUGCUGCGCCGCCACCUCCCCUCCGCCUCGAGCAGGCCGGAGGCGGCGCCGAUGGGUCGCGCCCCGCCGCGGUGGUCGACCUCCGGAAGGGCAAGGCGCUCGCCGCCGGCCCCUUUCCGCCACCUGUCCCCCCAAGCUCCGCGGGCAGCAUCCCCGACUCCGCCUCCGCCUUCGGAGCCGGGGGGUCAAGCUCCUCGGCGGGGAGGAGGAUGGUGGUGCCGAGGGACGCGACGCUGCCGUUCGACUACACGCGGGUGUUCCAGCAGGUGGUACGAGAGGGGCAGUCGGUUAUCAUCGAGGAGGGCGAGGAGGAGCAGGUGGAAUCGCCGCACGCCAAGGACGCGCCCCCGGGAAAGGAAAAGAUUUUUCAUAGAGAAGGAAGGCAAAUAUGUUCAGAACGUGAGGAGCACCAGAUUUUUCGUAGAGAAGGAAAGCAAAUAUAUUCAAGACAUGUGGAGCACCAGACACGUCCCAUCAAUGAAGUAAGGAAUCGGUAUAUGGUUUCUUCUAACGAGGCGGACCAUCUUGAUGCCUAUUCGGAAAUUAGACUGGUGAUUGGAGAUGGGGAGUGUUUCUACAGGAGCUUCAUAUUUUCCUACCUAGAGCAAGUUAUUGAUAGGCAGGACACAGAUGAGGAACAUCGUCUCCUUGAUGUUGUUGAAAGAAUGUCUGUGCAACAUGCAAUUCUUGGAUGGAACUCUGAGUUUUCCAGGACCAGCAGAGCAUUUGAGGAGCUGAUUGAGAAAGUAAUGAGAUGGAAGGGCACGGAAUCAACUAGCAGUUGCCGUAAAGAGGAACUUCUCCAGUUCUUCAGCACGUAUGAGAGGACGCAAGACAUUUUUGCUUUCCUCAGAUUACUAGUAGCUAUCCAUAUAUGCUCGCACAGUGAGGAGUAUGUACCACAUAUACCAGAGGUCGACCAAGGAAAUUGCAGUCUGGAAGUUUGGUGCUUGGAGCACGUCAUUCCAGCUCGUGUGGACGCGGACCAUGUUAUGUUGGUGGCUUUGGCCACAGCGCUUGAGGUCCCCCUCAGAACGGAAUCAUUCCAACAAGGAUAUGCUCGAGAUAUCUACACUGGUCCUGGAUUUCCCCGUCCGAGUGUGACCCUGCUGUACACGGGAAAUCACUACAACAUCAUCUACCCACGUGCUCCUUCUGCUGAGAGUUCAAGUCAUCAGGCUUCCAAGAGAGAAGAUCCUGCUGAUCAGAGUUCAAGUCAUCAGGCUUCCCAGAGAGAAGAGCCUGCUGGUCAGAGUUGAAGUCAUCAGGCUUCCUAGGGAGAACAUGCUGCUGAUCAGAGUUCAAGUCAAGAGACUUCCUAGAAAGAACAUCCUGCUGAUCAGAGUUGAAGUCAACAGAUUUUGCCAGAUUAAAGUUGUGAUGGGCUGCUGCCGUUGAAUGAGUGUUGCUGAGUUAGUGGUAUAGAGUUAGAGUAGAUGCACCGAUGAAGUUGGGGUGUAGGCAUAGGAUAUACUUACUUGUGCAUCCUUCUCCUGUUGGCUGGUAUAAGGUGAACAUCCUUCUGCUGCUGAUGAAUACAGUAAUGAAGCCGAUAGCCAUAUACUUGUGCAUUCUUUCCGGUGCCACUGGAUUGAUCGAUUGGCACAUAUACAAGGAUGAAUGCAAUCGUUUAAUUAGUUUC
Molecule: messenger RNA, 1844 nt
Organism: Triticum aestivum (bread wheat)
Lineage: Eukaryota; Viridiplantae; Streptophyta; Magnoliopsida; Poales; Poaceae
Product: OVARIAN TUMOR DOMAIN-containing deubiquitinating enzyme 1
Exons: 10
Coding region: 85-1461 (458 amino acids)
Biological process (GO): protein K48-linked deubiquitination
Cellular component (GO): nucleus
Molecular function (GO): cysteine-type deubiquitinase activity; ubiquitin binding
Source: RefSeq, a predicted model, not a curated record